Molecule: messenger RNA, 2561 nt
Organism: Prorocentrum cordatum
Lineage: Eukaryota; Dinophyceae; Prorocentrales; Prorocentraceae
Source: the annotation of a GenBank genome assembly
UCUUGGCUCAGAGUGGGCCCACUCGCGGACAUCCGCGGCGCCGCGGGGCGAAGACCUCGCGGGUGACCGCGCCCGCCCCAGGUGGGGAGGGGGAGUCGGCAGGGCCGCCGCCCUGGCGCUGCAGCUGGGCUUGGGGACAGGAGGCCUCCACCACUGCGGCUGGGAAUGGGCGGCCGGGAGACGACCACGGCUGGAGGUCGCGGCCGCCGGCGGCCGCUGGCCGGGAGCGCCGUCCCCCUGGCGGCGGGCGCGGGCGCGCCGAAGGGCGACCCGGAGGGCCCCUGCUGCGCGGGCCUGGACGCGCUCCCUGGACUGCGGUCCUACAAGAGGCUGCUGGCGCGCUACGGGCUCCAGUUCACACUUCGUGCCGUCCUGUACCGCGUGCUCGUGGUGAUCUUGGCAGGCGCGCUCCUGGCCGGCACGCUGUUGGGCGUGGUGCUGCCUUGGCUCUUCACGCUGGCGCUAUCGUCGCUUGUGUUCGCCUAUGUUGCGUGCGAGGCGUGCUUCCUCGUCUACCUCCGGUCGGUGCUGCGGCGGAUCCAGCGGCCAAAGCCGCUUCGCCAGAGGCUGCCCCCGCCCGAGGGCAGCCUGAAGCUCUUCGACCGCACGAUGGAGGCCAUCGACGUCGGCAACGAGUGGGCCACCGCUGGUUGCGCCCUCGCUGCUGGCCGGGAUUACAAGCGGUUUAUCGAGGGGUGGUUCUUGGGCUGCCCGUUCGAGCACCUGCGCCGCGGCAAUCUGCAGGAGCUCACCGCGUGGGCCUUCUUCACCAAGGAGAUCGCGGAGCUCGACGCGGACGAGAGCAAGCUGCUGACGGAUGUCAUGAUGCCCAGGUGGGAGGAGAGGCUGGGCUGCCUCCCAGAAGGCUACAGCGAGGGCGUGAAGCCCAUGCGGAUCAACUUCGACCGGGUGCACGCGUGGUGCCAUCCUCUGGCCUACUACGCGGGCAUCCGCGCCCUCCAUCUCGUCACCCGGCAGCUGAUGCGGCUCCUGGGGUUCACCUACAAGGCCGCAACUGGCGGCGGCGUGUCUUUCUUCCACAACGCGCCGCCCAGGCCGCUGUCCGGGCCGCUCUUGCGCGGCGGCGAGCCUCAGCCUUCCAAGCCGCCAGUCGUCCUCAUCCACGGCCUCGGGGUGGGCCUGCUACCCUACCUGCCCUUCAUCAGGAGGCUGGCCCGGCAGCGGGAAUGCUUCGUCGUGGAGGUGCCCGAGGUGUCGCAGGUCGGCGCGAAGGUCACGCUCACUCCGGACAGCGCCCCCGCGGCGUUCGCGGCCAUGCUGGAGUCCCACGGGCACGCCAGUGCCUGCUUCGUGGGCCAUUCCUACGGCACCUGCAUCGCCAGCUGGGUGGCGCGCGCGCGUCCCGACGUGGUCAGCAAGCUCGUCCUGCUGGACCCGGUCUGCUUCCUCCUGUGCCAGCCCGACGUGGCCUUCAAUUUUCUGUACAGGAGGCCGCACAAUGUGAUGAUGCGCGUGACUGCGAGCUUCGUGCGCUGGGAGCUCUUCGCCGCCAACGUGCUGAUGCGUCACUUCUACUGGUACCACAACGUGCUGUGGCGCGAGGAGCUCCCGGACGACUGUGUGGUGGCACUGUCGAGCAGGGACGACAUCACCACCAACGUUCCAGAUGUCUGGCGAUACCUCGAGGAGCACCAGCAGGGCGCCCGCGGGUCGAAGCUGAAGCUGCUGUGGAUGGACGGCCUCCAUCACGGCCAGGUGCUGCUGUCGAAGCAGGCCCAGCUGCGUGUCCUGGAGCUGAUGUGAGGGGCUGGCUGCAACAGGCCGAAGGGCCGCGCAACGCGGGGAACAGGAUAAGGGAAGCACCCUGCAACUCCGACGACUCCGUGCUGCAGCCGAGAAGCUCCAUUUUCCUAAUUUUCUUGCUGACCUUCUGGCCCUUUCCAGCGAUGCACGAACAUCGUGCGUGCCUCGAUGAUCUUGGCCCUCCUCCCUUCUCCUCCUCCUCCUCCUCCUCCUCCUCCUUCUCCUUCUCCUUCUCACCUCUCCUCCUCCUCCUGUUCGUCCUCCUCCCUCCCUCCCCCGUCUGCAUCGCAGGCCUACCUGCUUGUUGCCACUGUCGCUCGUUUGUUUGGCCACGUUCACAGAUGCCUGUGCGCAUUAUUGAAGUCGCUCCGAGCGUUUUCGACGCGGACACAGUUCUUCAUGAAGGGCCGAAGCUGUGAACUUUGCUGGCCCGCACGCGCCCGUCACCACAACCCGCCUCUCCUGUCUUCCCUUCGUUCGCCCAGCUUGUUUGCUCUCCACGGCGAUAAAGUUUGUCUUCCGCCGCCGGCGACCUGCUUGACCCGUAACCCGCGGUUUGCCCACGAGUGUUUGUCGAACAACGCGGCACGGAAAAGGAAGUCCGUGGUCUGCACGCCCUCGUGGCUUGAAUUGUUUAAGCCAAUCGUUUUGUUUCGAACACUCCGCCAGCGAAUAUUGCUUCAUUACUGCCGCUUGCGUGUGCCGUUGUGAGGGGUGUGAAGCUGUUGGGUGGUGGAAGUGUUCCCUGGGUGUCAGGUUAGGCUCGCCCCGCGGACGAUAGUUUGGUUUCACCCGAG